Molecule: messenger RNA, 2737 nt
Organism: Neopsephotus bourkii (Bourke's parrot)
Lineage: Eukaryota; Metazoa; Chordata; Aves; Psittaciformes; Psittacidae
Gene: SERTM1
Product: serine rich and transmembrane domain containing 1
Exons: 1
Coding region: 2120-2443 (107 amino acids)
Cellular component (GO): intracellular membrane-bounded organelle
Source: RefSeq, a predicted model, not a curated record
UUUGGCCAGCCUGUCCAUGGGAAUAAAAGGGAGUUUAGUCGUCUUGAUGAAGCACAGGUUGUCCUCAAGAUCAGAAAAUAGCCUUGACCUGGUUUAUGUAGUAGUAUAGAUGUAGUUCUGAGGUAUAGAAAGUAAAAGUAGGGUUUAAAAAUGUCCGGUCAGGUUCUACCUACCACUUAAUGUAGUCCUUGUUUCCUCAGGCACUUUGGGCUUUUUGUGGCAUAUAGCAUAACAUCCUAAAUUUAAAUUACAGGGCAAAAGUACAGUGGAGAGCUAUGAAACUUCAGUGACUGCAAAGCAAACUUCUUAGCUUUUUUCUCAGGGUGUCUUCAAGGCUUUUGUGUUCACAGAGGAGAAACAGUACCAGCAGAAAAGUACCUUAUCCUUCUUAAGCAUCUUGAGUUCAGGUUGGGGCUUUUACCAUUACAUCAUAUGUCAAAAGGUGUCAGCCUCUUGGAGAAAUAAGUACUUUACUGAGUUAGCAGAGGUAGCAUGUUUAAAGGAAAAAAUGUAAGCAGACCAUUGCCAGGAACAGUGCUGAGAAACUCAUGGAAACACAGAGAGAUACUUGAGCAGUUGUGUGACACACAAGGAAAGACCCCGGACUGUUGCAUCGUUACUUCCAAGGGCCUGAUUUUGUCUCUGGCUGAUGCUGACAUUGUUUGCUUUCUCUAUCAAUAUAAAAAUCAGUGGGAUUUUCCUCAAAGCUUCUAACAGUGCGUUAGAGACAAUUGUAUUGAACUGGAACCACAGGAUGAGGCUGAAAGCAAGGUCAGGAUGAAAGGGACCACACUGGGAAUGGAUAUUGUGUUCCCUGUAGAAGGGAAGCUCACUGCCUUUCCUUGUGGUACCUGAGUAUCUACAGUUAGAGGCUGGCCAUGGAUGGAUGGAUUGAAAGAUUGUAUGUGGAUGAUUGUAUGCAGAAAAUUAGCUUAAUUUCCUACCCACUUGCACCUUGCAUUAUCUGUUUUCUAUCAAAACAAAGGCAAGGGGUUGCACCAUGUAAUUCAGCUACAACAUGUCAGCUUUUUACAAGCAGCUCCCCAUCAUCAAGCCUUCUUUUACACUUCCAGGCUGCACCUGGGGACUGACUACAUUUUUAAACAAAACACAAAGCAGCUUAGUAUACCAUGAUCUGCUUGUCCUGUGACACUUUGACCUUUGCCAGCACCUGAGCUUCUAGAUCCCAACACAAAAUGGCUGGAGGCAAAACUUUUUCACAGAUAGGAUCUCUUCUCCAUUUGCUGCCCUUAGGUAGUUCACUUGCAUAUGUUGAGCUGCCAGGGCUGUCCAUUCCCUUGGGAUUUAGGUCUCAGCAGCUGCAACACUUCAUUGAAAUGUGCCUGCCCUUGAGAUCCCCACAGAACCAUUACAGCAAGAUGUAUUUUGAUCUUUAAAACCAUUUGAUCCAUUUUAGAAAUAUAUGGCAAGAAAGCAGGUCUGGCAUAUUUUCUCAUUCUGGGUACCUCUGGCAAGACAGUAAGUGGCUAAUGGAUUUGUCAUUCAUCAUGGUGUUGAUCAGCCUUUCUCAUCUAGGUUGAGAAGCCCAGUGUGAAUAUAAUCAUUAGAAAGGUAGCUGUUCAGUGCCAAAGGGAGUUUUCGUUCCUUGACUAGGGUUUUUCCACAAGAUAGAUUUGGAUUCCCAUAUAUCUGUCCCAUAUAAAGUACAUUUUUAUUGUGCCAUUCCUCAGUUAAACAACUUGUGGUGGGGAAUUUUAAUUCAUUGAUGGGUAGGAUUUCUCCUAAUCCCUGCAUUUUGGAAAAUAGAGAUAUAAAGAUACUUGUUACCUAAUGCUUUAAGAGUUGCAGCUUAAUGCUAAGGAAUAACUUGUAACUUAAGAACCAGAUUGUAUCAGAUACACAUUAAAUCACAUUAUCUGCUAGUAAAUUAAUCUUGGUUUUUUAUUUUAUUUUAUUUUUUCUCUCCCUUGCAGUUCCGAAGCAUACAAUCUCACGUUGUCCUGGACUGGAGCAGUAAAGGAUAAAUUUGAUCACUGACUGACUUGUCAUCUCUUUGUAGUGAUGGACAAAUGGUCGCCUAAAAUAAACCCUUUGUUAUGCUGCUAAAACUACAUUUGAAUGCAAGAUCUGUUGUGAUUUUUGAAACACAAACCCAAAAAUGUCAGAACCCAACCCUUCAUCUGGAUUUGUAGGAAACAUGGAAAAUGGGACUUUUCUGGAGCUAUAUCCCACAUCCCUUUCAACUUCAGUGGAUUCAUCACCUGGCCGUUUAUCCAAUGUCUAUGUCUAUGUUUCAAUAUUCCUUAGUCUCUUAGCUUUUCUCCUUUUGCUAUUGAUCAUUGCACUUCAGAGGCUGAAAAACAUAAUUUCUUCCAGUUCCUCCUACCCAGAAUAUAAUAGUGAUGCUGGAAGCUCUUUCACUAAUUUAGAGGUUUGUAGUAUUUCUUCCCAGCGCUCUGCUCUCUCAAACCUUUCUUCAUGAAACUAAAUGGAAGGAAACAUACAGCAAAUAGAAGAAGAGGUUCGCCCAGUUUCUUGGGAAGGUAGUGCAUGCAACAUUUGCCUUAGAAGACUAUUAUGAGGAGGUGGCUUUCAAAGUUUCUGUCGUUUUUUUUUCUUUCCUUUUCUAGUGUGCAUUUCCCCUUUUACUAAUGUUCUUUUUCAUUCUGGACAAUGGAUAAUGAUAUUUGUUCAUUGUUUUAUGCCUGCAAUAGUGGUGCUGUCUUUUUCUCACACAUAUACUGUGUUCAUUAAAAGUAUUCCUUCCAAACUGUAA